Effrenium voratum is the source of this 1727-nucleotide messenger RNA. NCBI's taxonomy places the organism in Eukaryota, Dinophyceae, Suessiales, Symbiodiniaceae. The record is from the annotation of a GenBank genome assembly.
GUCGCAAGCCUCGAGCAGCGCCAUGUCUGACGGGACCUUCCAGUGGGAGGCAGAGAAGAUCUGGGGUGGCAAGGGCGCAGGCAAGGCGGCGGCGGCGCAGGCGGCGCAGGCGGCGCAGCUGGCGACGGAGGCAGCGCAGGAGGCGCGGCAGAACCGCGAGGCCAGGAAGGCGGCGCCCAAAGUGGCGCCCAAGGCGGCGGAGCGGGGGGACUUCGCCGGGGAUCCGCAGGUGCUGGAGUUUGCGGCGCACUCCAGCUUCAUGCAGGGCCGAGAGGAAGCCCAUCUGGACCGGCACGUCAUCGUGAAGGACCUGCUGGCGGCGGGGAAGGCGCUGAAGAUGCCUCUGCAACUGGAGAAGCCCGUGGCGCUCUUCGCGGUCUACGGCGGCCACUUCGGGCCAAAGUGCUCGGAGUUCGCGGCGCAGAACUUCCACAAGAAGCUGCUGCCGCGGCUAGCGAAGCUGUCGGGCACGGCGCGCAGCCUGGCGGAGUCGCUCUGCGAGGCGCUCAGCGCGUCGGUGGAGGAUGUGGACGCGGAGUUCUUGCAGAAGUUCCGCACCGACCGGUCCGGGUGCUGCUGCUGCGUGGCGCUGCUGGUGGGCACAGGCCUCUUUGUGGCGCGCCUGGGGCUUCCGGCGCUGCUCUGCGGAGCUGGGUCGCUGGACUUCCUUGCGCCCGCGGACCUCGACGCGGAGGCCCCGCGCAUCGCGGCGGCCAAGGGCCAACUGCUGGAGGUGGCGCCCGGCGUACGCCACGUGGCCUCCGCAGACUUCGAGCAGCGCCUCAAGGAGUUCCGGGUGCAGCAAGCCUCGGGCCUCGGCUGCUCCGCCGCGGCGCCGUGCUCCUCGCCCUUCCCCCGGGCGCUCGGAGACCGGGACCUCAAGCCGGUGGUCUCCGCUUCAGCCCAGGUGGAGGUGAUGUGGCUGCAGAGCUCCCACUCGGCGCUGGCCCUCUACUGCGACGGAAUCGCGGAGGCGAUGAGCUGUGAGGAGGUCGCCGCGGCGCUGCGCGGAGCUUCCGGCGCGGAGAAGCGGGCGCCGGCACAGCUCACGCAAGAAGCUUACACUCGCGGCAGUGCGCAGAACCUCACGGCCAUUACCGUGUUCUUCCGCUGGCCGGCGCCAAAGACGCAACCAGCGCCGACGCCGCAGCCGCAGCCGCCGAAGCCGACGCCGCAGCCGCCGAAGCCGGCGCCGGCAGCGCCGAAGCCGGCGCCGCAGCCGGAGCGGAAGCGGCCCAUGUCUGCCGGCGAGCUGAGGGACCUGAAAGCGGCGCGCCGCGGCACGCGGCGAGAGGAAGAGUCGAGGACGGAUGAUGCGACUCUGUCCGAUCUCAUCACUCCCUCGUCUUCGUGUUUACAGGCGGACCCGCAACUGCUCCUGCUCUCCGCAGGCCCGCUGCUGGUGGAUGAAGACGGGGAUUUGGCCCACGCCUUCCUCACCGAAGACGUCUCCCGCGGCCUCGCGCCGGCGGAGGGCAAAGCUUCGGCCGUUUGCGACCGAAGCCCGAAGCGGGCCUUGAUCCGGCGAGAGCCCGGAGAUGGCCCGCUGCUGCUGCUGGAGGUUCCUUGCCCUGCCAGCUGAAGCCGACGCGGGAGCAGUGCGGAGAAAAAACAGGGAGGCGGGGAAGGGCCAGCUAAACUUCUAAGGGGAAGGGCUGGCCUUUUUUCCCUUUUUUUUCUCCCGUUUUUUUCUUUCUUCUAGGGGUUGACUCCCUUUUCCAUUCCUU